This is a messenger RNA of Hypoxylon trugodes, 1179 nucleotides long. RefSeq lists its product as uncharacterized. The record is from RefSeq and is a predicted model, not a curated record. The coding region runs from base 1 to 1179 and encodes 392 amino acids. The transcript has 4 exons. NCBI's taxonomy places the organism in Eukaryota, Fungi, Ascomycota, Sordariomycetes, Xylariales, Hypoxylaceae.
AUGAGCGAAAAUGCCGUAGUGCCGAAACUUCCCGCCGAAAAUGGCAUCCAUGUGUGGAGGACGGCCGUCAUUAUGCCUUUCAUCACUUUCUCCUUCGUAGCAGCAAGAUUCUACUGCCGAUACUACAUAGUAAGGAAAUCGUGGACCAUAGACGACUACGUAGUUGCGGGGACGAUGCUCACCGUUAUAGCACACGCCGUGCUGAUGGCUAAUGCGACAUACCACGGUAUGGGUUUACACAUAUGGCAAUUUACGCCCGAACUGAAUUCAGAAUACUAUCUCUGGAUCGGCAUAUCAUCCGAAUUUUACGUAUUAAGCCUGGCCGGUUUCAAGAGCGCGCUGUUGUUAUUAUACAUACAGAUCUUCGGAGUCAACAAUAAGUUCAGGAUAGCUUGUUAUAUCACCUUAUUCUACACUCUCGGCUACCUAACGUGUAACGCCCUUACCGAAUUUCUGGGUUGCCACCCUAUCGCGAAGAAGUGGGAUUCGAAACUACCUGGACACUGCAUAAAUACUGUUGCGGCGAAUAUCGCGUAUGGAGCGGGACACAUGACAAGUGAUCUCAUCAUCGGCAUUUUACCCCUAACGAUGAUAUGGAGGUUGCAAUUCCAAACGACGAAGCAAAAGAUUGGCCUUAGUCUUGCGCUAAGUAGCGGCUUGGUUGCUUGGAUGGUUGCCUGUGUCCGCUGGGCCAUCUCGACAUAUAACAUGCUAAUCUAUGACCGUCCUUGGUGGGCCGGCAUCAGCUUUACCUUCUCCAUUCUCGAAGUUAACACAGGUCUCAUCUGCGCCUGUGCAGCAACCUUCAGUCCCCUAUUCAACGUCUUCUCCUCACGCCUCAAAACAUGGACCAGUCGAGCAACCUCAAGCUGGAGCAACACCACCCGAAAAGCAUCAUUCAGCUGGCCCGGCACUCGAAACGAAAAGGAACCCCGUUCAUGGCGACAACCCAGCCUCCCUGGUCCUACUCCAGAUCCUGUAUCACCACAACUACCUCACGCGCGCAUGGGGCGCGCCACUCUAUCAAAUGAUAGUCUAGAAGGUAGUUCAUAUAGCAUGGAACCAAUCGUAACCUCAAACCCAAUGCCAAGCGUGAGAUCCGAUGACGACGAAUUUGCGCAUUUCGACCUCCAUGGGUUCCAAGCCCUACAUCCCGAAGACGAUAGGCGGAUAGUGUGA